Messenger RNA from Cladocopium goreaui, 1917 nucleotides. The record is from the annotation of a GenBank genome assembly. NCBI's taxonomy places the organism in Eukaryota, Dinophyceae, Suessiales, Symbiodiniaceae.
AUGAGCCAGUACGAUCAAUUCUUACAGGAACAUCGUGAGCUGACGCGACGCUACUUCAUGAAGCUCGGUCUUGGCGGGCUAUCUACGGCGGCGCUGCUUGGGCAGGGAACUGGUACAGCAGUGCAGGCCAGCCCUUUGUUUCCCGAUGCGGAAGAGCAAUCGGCCCGAUUCGCUUCGUAUUUCACACCCGACGAGUUAUUUGGCGAUGUCUCGCGGGGCGAUCCUUUGCCGCAUUCGAUCGAUGAGGAUAAGCGGAAAGAGGUGGGGCUAACGCGCGAUACGUGGCAGUUGGAGGUGAUCUCUGAUCCGGAUAACCCGGUGAAGCUGGGAAGCCCGCGCACCAAAGCCGACGGUACGGCGAUUGAUUUCGACACGCUGAUGAAACUGGCCGAAACCCACGCGGUGCGGUUUCCCAAGAUCAUGACGUGCCUGAAUCUUGGUUGCCCGUUGGGGAUGGGGCUGUGGGAAGGCGUUCCGCUUCGCGAACUCAUCGCGUUGGCCGAGCCGCGGAGAGAUGUGCGGCGGGUUUUCUUCUACGGCUACCACAACGACGACCCCGAGCAGAUGUUUCGCAGUUCGCUGCCAAUCGGUCGGGUGCUGGAAGACUACUUCAACAUGCCUCCGGUGAUUGCCUGCUACAAACUCAACGGCGAGUGGCUCAGCCAGCAACGAGGUGGGCCGGUGCGGGUUGUUGUGCCCGAGCACUAUGGCUUCAAGUCGAUCAAGUGGCUGUCGCACGUCGUGCUGACGAACCUUCCACACGCCAACGACACCUACGCCGAGCAGGGGAACAACGUCGACAGCCCCAUGAAGACCUUUGCCGCCACGAUUGCGGCCCCGCGUGAAGUGAAAUCGGGCACGCCCAUCGAAUUGACCGGCUACGCCCAAGUGGGCAUUGGCGGGUUGAGCAAGGUCCAGGUGUGGAUCGAGCAGGAUGGUGCCGAUCGGCCCGAGGAUGACACUUAUUUUUCGAAGGCCCCUUGGGUCGAUAUGGAAAUUCUCUCGCCGCCAAAAACUUGGGGUGGAGGUUUGCCAGACGACAAGAUUCCUACAGGCACCCAUGGAUUCGAUUCCGAUACGGGCCUCCCGCGGGAGUGGCCCAUGCGGUUCUGCGCAGUGCAUUGGGCCGGCGUCUAUCCGAGUCUUGCCCCCGGCGAAUAUACUUUGCGGUGCCGCUCGGUCGAUGCCAAUGGAAUUGGCCAACCGCUACCACGGCCAUUCCGCAAGGGCGGACGAUCGGUGAUCGAGCAGAUCACCCUGAAAGUAUCGCUCUCGCUGCGAUGGAUCACCGGGGCCGUACUGCUAACGGCGUUGUUCGCGGCGCUGGCAUUGUUGACUCCCAGCAUGCAGCUUCCUCCCGGACGGUAUCCGUUUCUGGUUGCCGCUUCCACGGCGUUCUUAGUGGUGGCCUGGCUUGCUGGAGCUUGGAACAGCAACUAUGGUCGGCUUGUGUUUGUGGCGUUGGUGUUCUGCUGGUUGGGGGAUGUGCUUGGCCCAUACAACUUCGCGUUGGGCGCUGGGAUGUUUUUGCUGGCGCAUGUGGUGUUCGUCGCGGCCUUCGUGGCCUUCGGGCUGAACUUGAAGAAGUGCCUGAUCGCUCUGCUGACGAUCGUUCCCAGCGGAGUGCUCUUGUGGUGGUUGUUGCCGCAAGUUGAACCGUCGAUGCGGCUGCUGGUGGCCGCGUACACUACGGUGAUUACGGUCAUGCUGAUCACCGCGGGCGGAACCACUCGGUUCAUCUUUGCGGCAGCCGUGGUGUUCUACGUGUCGGAUAUCUUCGUGGCCCGAUGGCGGUUUGUGGACCACGAUUCGGCGAACGCCUUUAUCUGCUACCCGCUGUAUUACACGGCGUGCCUGAUGUUCGCCAUUUCCAGCGGUGUCUCGAAAGGCCGCACACUACCCCCGCCGACCGAUUAA